CACAAUGUUCCGAAUCUAGUUUCUUUGAUCAAAUUAUGCAAAUAUUUAAUUAAAACAGCCACUGCAACCCACCCGCAACAGGUUAUUGAAUUUCUAAUGCGUUCAAAACAUGUGCCGAACUCACGUGUCACGUACAAAGCGGCUCAAACAUCCGUGUUCCAUAAGUAAGGGUGGAAUCCUUGUAUACAUUAAGCUGAAAGAUAGCAUUUACCGAUGAGGACCGAGAUUAUUUUCUCCGCAGAUCAGGCUCACAAGUCCAGCACAACAUUGCUUCUAUUUUUUCGUAUACAAACAUAUAUAUAUAUACGCGAAUAACAUAAAACAUAUACGAGUACACCAUAUAAUAUACGUACGAUGUUAUCAUAUCAUGUUAUGGGAAAGCAAAAGAAACAACAGUACAAUUCACUUGGUAAUAAUUCGGUAAAGAUACGGCGCGUUGACGAAGCAUUUGAUCCAUACCGACAGGCUUUCAUCCAUGGCGAUAUACAACAACAGAGUUAUAUAAUCAACGAGUUUGUGUCGAGUUUAGUAGCAGCUGAGAAUGCCAAGUUAGUCGAAGAACGAGGGUAUUGUAUGGAGAAAUGCUUAUUAAUCGAAGAGAUAUUUACAUGCAAUUUGUGUCGAGAGCUAUUGCAUGUUCCUGUGACGUUAGUAUGUGGGCAUACAUUUUGUUUGGAAUGUUUAGGAAACUAUGAGCGCGACGGUAGGACAAUGUGCCCAGGUUGUGGACAAGAGUCAAAUCUUCACUACACAUCCAACAUCGUUGUACGAGAACUAUCGCGAAUAUGCUUCCCCGAGAAAACCUCCAUACGAAAUUGCAUCGUCGAAGCCAAUAACCUACUACGCGAGCAAAAAAUGGAAGAAUUUAUGGAGUUAACAAAAAAUCUCUUGACAAAAUACCCAGAAAACGUUGAUCUCUUGCACUUACGUGCGAACGGGUAUCAAUGCCUGAAAGGUUAUAGUGACGCUCUAGAUGUCUUAGAUUUUGCAUGUACACUUGCACCAUUUUGUAGUAAAGUUUUAUACGCUCGAGGAGAACUGUUGGCAAGCAUUAUGAGCCAGAGGAGGCAAUGGUAAUGUUCCUUCGUGCCUCUGCUUUGAAACCAAACGACCUCACUUACCGCGGUAGAUUGACUUCGUGUCUUGAGAAACGUUUAAGAAAUAUCUGCAAUUCAAGCGAACUGUGUUCCCCCAGCUCGUCCUACAACGCUGAUCAUGAAGCUACUACCAAAAGAGUAUUAAAAUGUUUGCCUGUAAAAUCCGAGCCAAAUUUCGACGAAUCUACCACGACGGCGCAAAAUAUGUCAAGGAGAAUACCAGUUUGUAUAAAUGAAGAUGGUCAAGUUGGACAUAGAAAUGUAGCAGUUACAAUGAACUCAAAUGAACAUGCUUUUAGAACCGACUCCACUGAUCACAGAGGCGACCCAACGUGUAGAACCGACGCAACAGAGAAAACCGUCGAUACUUUGUCUUUGAUGGAUCAAGACCGUUCACGUUAUAAAAAAGAAGAAACAGAGUCAAAGAAUAUCUCACAAUGUCAGCGAGUUAGUUGUAUUCAGAGAAACAUCAUAAUCCCACCGAAAUCCAAUAUUCCAAGUGAACUAGAAUGUAAACUGUGUUUCAAUCUACUCUAUGAACCUGUUACCACAUCAUGCGGCCACUCUUUAUGUCGAGCCUGUCUAAGACGUUGUCUUGAUCACAGACUUGAUUGCCCGUGUUGUCGAACGAACCUACAGAGCUAUCUGGAACAUUUCAUCAUGAAAAACGUGGGAACAUGUAAGGUGUUAGAGAGUCUAUGUAUGUUGAAGUUUAAGGACGAAUAUCAAACCAGAAGACUAGCUUACGAAAAAGAACUUUUGGAAUUCUCAAGGUAAGAUGUCCUUACUUGACCGCUGAAACUAUUUAAAAAUAUAUACCAUUAUAUAUCAUAACAUAUAAUGGUAUAUCUUGGAUAUUUCAUUGGGUUUAUACAGUUUGAAAUAAUAUGUCGUAUAUUAUAGUCCCUGAUGCAUGGCUUUCAAUAUAGAGUUGAAUAUAAUUAAAGUCGGGUGCUGUUGAUAUUGAAAAACUGUUCUCGGUUAAAAAUUGAAGGUUUUUUUCACUUAUGGCAAAAAAUGUUUGAGAAUUUUCGCAUCUUCUGCCCAUAUUAAAAACUCGUAUAUUGUCUAUGCCAGCGUGAGAUACGGAGACGAUUACAAACAGCAGAGACAAUUAAAUGCAGAACGCAUAUUAUAAUAGAAAUGAGUUUCAUCUCCUGCAAAAUAUACUUGGUCGACACUACAGACUACAGUUUCCUUGUUCAAACCAAUUUGUGACAGUAUAUAGGGUCAUUUCAAGCUCUAGAUUAACAAAGUACAGGUUUGAGUUAGUCCUCCAACUACCGAACUAUGUUUUAACUUAAAAAGAUCACAUGCUAGUGUUGGGAAGCAUUACUGCAUUGGUAUAGGAACAACUAACCAUGGUCAUAGAUGGUCGUGCGAUUCUCAUCGGCAAUCUCAUCUUCGAUUGAUCCACGGGCUUUACGCUAUACCUAUAUGAUAAAUUGCUUUUUCCAUCAAAACAUAUGUUUUGACUAUAAGUUUGCGACAAUAUAGACUUAUUCUAUUCUAUAAAACUUUCUUUCAACCAAGGAUUGACUGCAGCACUAGCUGUUUGGGGACAAUCGCCACACACAUCAAGAAUACACGAACUACAAAAACUUAUAUUAAGACUGCAUGAUACUGAAAUCUAAACUUUCUCACCUUCCAAACCGAAGUGCCUUCGCUCGAAACGUCGAGGUUCUCCUUAUAUUUUUCAGGUAGUUGUAUUGGCACAGACCAUGCAUUCAAGGCCGGAAACAGCUCAAGUCUGUUUCGCCAAACUCAUGAAUCGUGUAAAAACACUGCUAAACAUCGUCAAUAAACAUAUUAAAUAAGGUAUAGACUAUAGCCAAAGACGAAAAGACUGCAUCCUCAGUAUUUUCUAUAUUCAGUUUCACCGAAGAAAUGAUGGAAAAAUACAUACUUUAUGUUCUUGAUAUCAAAAUUGAACCAAACUAUUCUGUCAUUGUAUGUAUAUACAGGGCCAUGAGAAUUAACUUCAAGACUCAAGUUAAGACUUUUGAAUAGAAAGUUUCUAUAUACUCGAAAGAAUCCUUGUUUGAAGUGGCAGAUAAAUCCAAAUUCGGCCGAACACUGCUUAAUAAGUUUGCUAAGAUUUGAAGGCAAAUCAUCGAUGCGAGCUUUCCAAGAUAUAUGAUUGUCAAUUUUCACACUCCAAGAUAUAUGAUUGUCAAUUUUCACUUUACAAGACAAAACAACUGAGUUCAUGCAUAUAUAGUUGCCAAAUAUUGUUCAAAUAUUGUUCGUUGCCAAAUAUUGUUCAUUAAUUUAAAAUAGGUAUCGUUAACGAUCGGGCUGUUGUUGAAAUGUCAGCGCUCUAAUUAACUGAGCUACAGAGUCGACCUGGUUAUAGGCUAGUAAUAGAGACGAUGAUAAGAUAAUUGCGUAUUGCGAUCGACAGAUACAUACAACUACCUUAAAAAUACAAUCAGAAUUCGACGUUAAACAGAACUUCGCGACGUUUUUGCAGGAAGUUCCGUACUCUAAAUAGAACUUCGCGACGUUUCCAGGGAAGUUCGAAAGUUUCAGCCAAAAGUUUGACAGAAAAAAUGGGAUUUAACUGUUCCUCAUGACCUACUUUUUAUAGGCUAGCUCGCGCUUUCCCGAGUUUAUAUUAUAGAGUUUGGCAACCUAGAACGGCAACGACGAAAAUAUAAUUGCUUAUAUUAUUUUCAAUUUGGGCCAAAGUAUAUGUUACUACACUUAAUUUGCCUCUUUAAGUAUUCUUGCUUCGCCAAAACAGUCCUUAAGUAAAAAUGGUCCGCGAAUUCAAAUAAAACAACUCAAAUAACAUCGAACGAAUUAACUGUUGCCGUGGUCGACAUGCAUCGUGAAGAUUUUCAUGUAUCAGUUUCAACAACUACGGCAUUGCACAACGCUUAAGACCAUGUAAUUUACAUUCGCCUUUGUCUUUGAGGAUUAAUGCUAAUGUUGAUGACCAUAUUGUCAUUGCCGUUGCCCUUGUAUUUGCCAAACUCUAUACUGACUCUUUAGACGGCUGCCUGGCGCCAAAACAAAGUCAAAGUAUAGUUAUAUAUAUAUAUCCCUAUUACUAUAUUAGCCAAUAGAAACACAUUUCCCAACGGCAACGAACAUGAAAUCAUUCUUUGGUAAUGCCUAUGCAGGUGUACCAUUACCAAAGUAAUGGAUGGUAUACCAUAUAAAUGGUUUAUUGACACAUUUAGCAGCACUAGUUAGCUAAUUCACAAUGCGUUUACAAUAUAAGGAAAUCUAAAAAGCGUAUAUAUAUACCUUCUAUUUAUUUACUUCAUUCAUUAAAUAUAAAACCUUAUAUACUAAUCUAUUUUGCCUGAUGUAUUCUAGUGUCUUUGCCGUAUAAGAGGCUAUGAAGUUUAUGGUUUGGUUCCAGUAUUUUUUUAAUUAUAGAGAUAUACAUAAUUCGUAAACUUCGUCUCAGUUAUUGCUUGAGCGUAUAGUCUUGGUUAUUAUUGUUAUUAUUAUUAUUACAAUAUUGCCUGCUCCCAAAAGGGCUUUUCAGCAGGUAAUUACAAAUCAUUUAUAUGCUACAAACAAUAUAUAUACACCCACAAACAAACAUACAUACAUACAUACAUACAUGCAUACAUACAUACAUACAUACAUACAUACAUACAUACAUACAUACGUACAUACAAACACAAAUUAAAAUUUAUAAUUAUUAGUAAUGUCACUUAAAAAAUGUUAACUACUUCCUAAUAAAAUCCAUACAGUAAAAACGUUUAUAUGCUAAUUUAAACAAGCCCAAAUUGUCUAAAACUAUUAACUACCUUCUAAAAAUCCAUGCAAUAAAUGACAUUUAUAUUCUAGUUUAAACCGGUCCAAAGUGUCAAUGCCUUUAAUAUGAUUUGUGAGCUCAUUCCAAAUAGACACUGCGCAAUAUGGUGCGCAAAAUGGUGUUAACACUGGCUGCGCAAAAUGGUGUUAACACUGUGAGUCUUUGAUCUCAUUUCGAAUUUGUCACACAAGUAUGGCGGAGCUAACCCUUUCAUGCACUUAAAUGUCAUAACCGCAUCCCUGAGUUUUAACACACACUCAACUGGAAGCCAGGCUAAGUACUCGUUUUUGAAUUCGUUCAAUGCAUGCUCUCCUUCUGUUCUUGGGUUAUGUAAACCUCCGUUCCAAAUCUCUGCACAGAAACCUUCUGAGAUCGUUAUCCGUCGGGAAGAUAUCAUUAACACCAUUAUAUUUGCCAGUACUAGUAUAGUCUAUAGUAUAGUCGGCAAGCGAGCCUGGGUCAUUGCGUUUAUAUGACAAAUUCCAUCCCACGACUUUAGCAAGAUCUUGGGUCACGCAUGGCUUGCCCCAUAUAUAAACAGCCCCUAAACCAUGACUUGUUACACGUAAGAAAGUUCUGAAAUUUUCAAAAAUGAAGAAAUAAACCACCUUGGCGUCGAUACGUUUUUCUUAAUGCAUGUCGAAAUCACGUGCCGCGAUGAAAAGCCAGCGCGCGCGUCAUAGAACGUCUUACGUAAGAAAAAAUGUUGAAUAAAACGCUUAUAAAAUACAAGUAUCAGACGACGAUAGCACAAUUAACACUUAAAAUUCAUGCAUGCUUUUUAAAAAAAAUACUGUCAAAGCAGGCCAAUAUAAAAAGUGCAAAAUGUUAUGUAAUCGGCCACCGAUGAUAAUAUAUAACAUGCAUGUAGCAUUAUCAUUUAUGAUGAAUAAUUCAAACCAUUGGCAUUGCGCCAUUGCGAAUUCGUAACAAUUCUACAAUUCUUUUUUCCGGUUUUGCUAAUCGAUUCGUUACAACAAAAUUUAAAUAUCUCGAAAAUAUCAGUUAAGCAAUAUAAAAUAUUUUUAUCACCCUGCCCAGACCCAGUUCAACAACAAAUUUGAAAUAUCUAGAAAUGGUGUCUGCCAUAUGUUAAUGAAUAAUGACGGAAUGUUUUUCAGUUGACGAUCUCGUCAGAUGAUGUUAGAGUAUUAAUAAUUAAACGAAAAAGUUUAAAUCUUUCUAAAUUUUAUAUUAGUACUACUUACCUCAACAAAUCCACAUUAAAUCAUACAGAAAACCGAAUUUUAUCCUUUUAUUGAAUUGGUUAUUUCAUCAGUAAAGUUUAUAAGGGUUUAAACGUUUCCGUGCAUCCACGCACGGGCCAAAACAGAAGCACGCUCAUGCGCUGAUUCACGUGUUUCGGUCACGCGUAUGCUAAUAUUAUGGUUAUCAAGUAUGGCUUGAUUGAUUAAAACAAUAUUGGUACACGGCAAUUUGAACGGACAUCUUGCAAAAACAUCUGACAACUGACAGAAGAAGCUAUUUCAUAAACAAGGAUCAUAAUCUGAAACUAUAUUCUCUUUAUUUCAUUUCUUAUAGAUGCGAAAGCAACAAGGAUGAGAUACCGAUAUUCGUAUGCACACUGGCAGUGCCCGACAUUGCUUGUCCUCUGCAUAUAUUUGAACCUCGCUACAAGCUCAUGAUACGGCGGUGCAUCGAAAGCGGUUCGCGACAAUUUGGCAUGUGCGCUCCAGAUCCCGAGCAAACUUUUGCGACGGUUGGAACAAUGUUACAUAUAAACGACGUCAAUUUCUUGCCCGAUGGAAGGUCUGUUGUUCACACGGUUGGCAGCAGGCGCUUUCAAGUUUUGGAGCGAGGGUUACAAGAUGGCUACAACACUGCCAAGGUUGCUUGGCUUCAGGAUGAGUGUGAUGAGAGCGACUACACUAAACUCAAUUGCGAAGUCUACAACAUGAUGACACAAUGGCUUGAAAAGCUACCGAGCGAGCAGAAGAUAUGCAUUGUGAAAGCGGUUGGGCGAUUGCCUGAUGCACUCCAGGGAACAAAUGAGAAUGGCCCCAGCUGGUUAUGGUGGCUGUUGGUUGCGAUGCCUUUGAACCACGAGGCAAAACACAUCAUCUUGUCUAUGACAUCGAUCACUGAACGUUUAAACAGUGCGAAACGGUUCUUAGCAAUAUUGUUAAGGAGAAGCACUCAACAACCAAAUUUUGCUUGCGAUCGUGGUCCCUGGCCAUGUUAGGCUAUUACAUUUAAUACCCAAUCCCCACCCUGUCGAGGACCUCUAUUCCAGAAGGGUCAAAUCUGUGGUCAAAUACACAGAUUUCUUUGCAUUCCUGAGGGGUAAAAAUCUCCAAAGCAGAGGUCCUCGACAGGGGGGUUUGGUUUUUAAAUGUAAUAGUUAUUAAAACGUCACUUCACCGGGAUCAUACAAUAUUAUAACGCAGAUUUUAUAGAUUAAUAUAUACAUAUUAAGAAAAGAUAUAGAGAAUAAUACAUGGGUGCGCGGAAAUACCAGAUUUAUUUCGAGUGUUGAACAUGAUAUCUCACGAGUGAGCGCAGCGAACGAGUGAGAUAUCAUGUUCAACACGAGAAAUAAAUCUGGUAUUUCCAAGCACCCAUGUAUUUUUCUGUUUAUUAUAUAAACAAAAUUCAGUGAAAAACAAUAAAACGUCCGUGGCAAUGCGUUUUACAACAAAUGAUAUUUUCACACGUAAAAAUAUCGUAUUUUUUACGUGUGUUCAAAUACGAUUUUUCUCAGUGGCCAAAAACUCUAUAUAACACUUAUGUUUAUAUAAUAAAUAGAUUUUGACAAUAGCGCGUUGUUUAGUUGCUAAUUCAAAGUUAAAAGAUGAACAAAGUUAUUGAUUAUUAUUUGAUAAUGAAUUAAUUAAAGGGUAUUGGCAAUAAAAAUUUUUAUUGCUUUAUCUGAAAGAGCAUGAAAAAAUAAGCCGCUUGGCCGUUUACUGUUCUAUUCUAUCUCAUCUGGUUCCGAAGUUAUACGCAAAAAUGUGUAAAAUAUAAAUUGCUGAUUCAGCACAACGUGUGACGUCAUUAGUUGGGUAAGUAUGUUUAUUGAAUAGUAAACUGAAGCAUAUCUAAGUUAUUAUUAUUGGCUCAAAUCAAAUGAAAUUUUGCAUACAGAUAGUACAUGCUGAGACGCAUGGGAAAAUACUUCUAAUUUUGUUGUCAAGGUAACACAGUUGUUCCCAGUCCCCUUACACUGAUUUUGAAUAACUAGUUGCAUUUAUCUAUGUGUAUGUCAUUUUCGAAUAUUAUCAUGCAAGUAAACUUUUGGCAUGCAUAGGUAUGGUACACAUACUUCUAUUAUUUUAUCCUUAUCAGUACCAUGAAUAAAGCUGUUUUAUAAAAUUGGCGCAAGGGGCCUGGGAACGACAUUGUUACCCUGGCAACAAAAUUAGAAGUGUUUUUCAAUGCGUCUCAUGUACAAUCAGUAUGCAAAAUUUCAUUUGAUUUGGGCCCAUAAUAACUGAGCUAUGCUUCAGUUUACUAUUCAAUAAACAUACUUACCCAACUAAUGACGUCACACGUUGUGCUGAAUCGGCAACUUAUAUUUUACACAUUUUUGCGUAUAACUUCGGACUAUAGAUGAGAUAGAAUAGAGCAUUAAACGGCCAAUCGGUUUAUUUUUUCAUGCUCUUUCAGAUGAAGCAAUAAAAUUUUUUGUUGCUAAAACUGUAAUAUUCAAAUAUAUAUUCUUGUAUUGAAAGACAAAGUGAACGAAAUCCAUUACCAUAGCUGGAAAGAGCAUCUUAAAAUGAGUAAAAUUGCAAACGGUUUGGUUGCGAAUAAAAUGAGGAAAAUAUAGCCCUGUGAAGUUCGCAAAUUUUGUAUAUAUUCGAAUGACGUGCGCGAAAAAUAACCAUUUUUGGUUUAUUUUUACCGCGCGUAAUACAAAUAUAUGCAAAAUUUGGGAACUUCACAGGGCUAUAUUUUCUUCAUUUUACAACAUUAGCAACCAAUCUUUGCAGUUUGACUCAUUCUAAGACGCUCUUUCUAGCUGUGGUGUUGGAUUUCGUUCUUGCCGUGAUCAAAACUUAGCAGUCUAGCUGGAAUCACUCAUUGAUACUAAAAGGCGAAUAGUCGGCAAAUAGUCGGCAAAUAGUCGACGCAUGUGAACUUAACAAUCUUAGUUCUGUUAAAUUGCUAACUUUCACUUGUUUAAUUAAAUAGUUAUUUUAUAGUUUUUUUAUUUUCUACAAUGUCAAUGAAUUAUUGCAUGUGAUUAAUUAAUUAAAAUAAUAUGAAAGAUAUUGGUGCAAUUUUUAUUCUCAUACGGUCUGCAUAGAUAAGUCUGAAAUAAUUUGCCGAAAACUAAUUGGGAUAAGUUCUGUCGCGCAUGUAAAGACGUUUUAUGAGCGCAAAGUUUACGCUAUAGUGCGCGCAUAUAUGCAUGAUUAGGAAACUGUACAUAAAAUGGUUACAGGCCUAUAGGGAAUAGCAUAAACGUCCUCGAG
Messenger RNA from Paramuricea clavata, 9314 nucleotides. The record is from the annotation of a GenBank genome assembly. Lineage: Eukaryota; Metazoa; Cnidaria; Anthozoa; Malacalcyonacea; Plexauridae.